AUGACAACAAACGCACCUCCCAGCGCCCCAGCCCAAGAUUUAACCGUCCCCACCGAAUGCUGGGCCGGCGUCGUUGACAAUCCAGGCGCCGACUUCGUGCUCAAAGUCGAAAAGGUCCCGGUCCCCUCCCCAGCGCCAGAUCAGGUCUUGCUCCGGCUCAACGCCACGGGUCUAUGCUACUCGGACCUGCACUACAUGCUGAACGACCUGGGAAUGGGUCUGCCGUGCAUGAAGGACUUUGGCGUGCGCUCGCCGGGCCAUGAGGGCGCCGGGUAUGUAGUCAAAGUCGGCGAGGCAGUCAAGGGCUGGAGCAUCGGCGAUCGCGCGGGCAUGAAGCCACUGUGGGAUACGUGUGGGAGUUGCAAUUUGUGCUUUAGUGGCAUGGGCCCGCAUUGCGCGGGUGCGGUGCAGGCCGGCUUGUUUGUCACUGGUACAUACCAGCAGUUCAUCCUCGCGCCGGCGAAGUAUCUCAAUCGCAUCCCGUCCGGCGUCUCGGACUAUGUUGCUGGGCCGGUCAUGUGCUCUGCGUCCACCAUGUACCGUGCGCUUGCGAAUUCCGGACUUAAGGCUGGUGAUUUUGCCUGCUUUCCUGGAGGUGGAGGUGGUGUGGGCAUUCAAGGAGUGCAACUUGCUAAGGCCAUGGGCUUCCGGCCUGUCGUCACAGACAGCGGGGCCGACAAAAAGAAGUUAGCUCUGGAGAUGGGUGCUGAAGCGUUUGUGGACUUUAGAGAAGUUGAGGAUGUGCCGAAAGCAGUUGUCGAGGCGUGUGAUGGAAUUGGAGCACACGGCGUGUUCGUCACGGCAGUACCGAGUUAUAAGCAGGCGGUUGCGUUUACGGGCAUGAGGCCUGGUGCAGUUGUUGUAUGCAUUGGACUACCUCCGGAGGGCACCUCGCUGGGCGCUGAUCCGCUGAAAUACGUUUUCCAAGGCCUUCAGAUCAAGGGCAGCCUAGUCGGCGAUCUGCACGACACACAUAUGGCACUUGACUUUGCGCGAAGAGGGAGUCUGAAGCAAAUCUGCGAAGUGUGGCCAUUGCAUCGCAUGCCAGAAGCAGUUGACAAGCUGAGAGAGGGAAAGGUUGCGGGCAGGAUUGUGAUUGACUUCAACGACGACGCUGAAAUGACGAAGCUGUGGGAGAAGCAGAAGAGUACGUCUGCUUGA
This is a messenger RNA of Pseudovirgaria hyperparasitica, 1161 nucleotides long. Its product is annotated as GroES-like protein. Lineage: Eukaryota; Fungi; Ascomycota; Dothideomycetes; Acrospermales; Acrospermaceae. The record is from RefSeq and is a predicted model, not a curated record. Bases 1 to 1161 code for a protein of 386 amino acids. Gene Ontology annotation, molecular function: zinc ion binding; oxidoreductase activity. The transcript is spliced from 3 exons.